Messenger RNA from Selaginella moellendorffii, 735 nucleotides. RefSeq names its product adrenodoxin-like protein 2, mitochondrial. Gene Ontology annotation, cellular component: mitochondrion. The transcript is spliced from 6 exons. Gene Ontology annotation, molecular function: 2 iron, 2 sulfur cluster binding. The record is from RefSeq and is a predicted model, not a curated record. The coding region runs from base 50 to 610 and encodes 186 amino acids. Gene Ontology annotation, biological process: P450-containing electron transport chain. Lineage: Eukaryota; Viridiplantae; Streptophyta; Lycopodiopsida; Selaginellales; Selaginellaceae.
CGUAAAAUGGACCAUAUCGUACGCCUAAUCUUGGCCCGUACACUUUGGGAUGUCGCUGAGUGCUGCCGCGAGGAGGAGCUUGGCACAGCGCUGCUCGCAUUUGCGUCGUGAAUCGCCUCUUUGGUGGUGCCACCGAUCAUCCGCGCCACAGGAGCAUGAUCUAGGUUCUAGGCGUCCGCCCCAGCCGUGGUCCAGUCGUCUCCGAUCGCGCGCAUUCUCAUCACCCAGUGCCGCCAGUGAACCAGACAAACCAAAGAUCUCUGUGACCUUUGUGGACAAGAAUGGCAGCGAGAAAUCGAUCCAAGUUCCCGUUGGAAUGUCGAUGCUAGAAGCUGCUCACGAGAACGAGAUCGAGCUGGAAGGGGCUUGCGAGGGAUCUCUAGCCUGCUCGACUUGUCACGUAAUCUUCAUGGACGAGGAGCUCUACCAGAAGUUGCCAGAGCCAUCCGACGAAGAGAACGAUAUGCUCGACCUGGCGUUCGGGCUCACAGAGACAUCACGUCUUGGCUGCCAAAUCAUCGCCAAACCAGAGCUGGAUGGGAUGCGUCUGGCUCUUCCGCCGGCCACCAGGAACUUCGCUGUAGAUGGACACGUUCCAAAGCCUCAUUAGCGGCGAUCUGCUAGAGCCAUAAUUAAUGAACUCAACAGAGAUGCCUUGGUAAGCGAAUUUACUCUCACUUUGUGAGGUUUUGAGCCAUCACAGUUUGGUUAUAAAAUAAAACCAAGAAUUAUGCA